Molecule: messenger RNA, 1460 nt
Organism: Juglans regia (Persian walnut)
Lineage: Eukaryota; Viridiplantae; Streptophyta; Magnoliopsida; Fagales; Juglandaceae
Exons: 4
Coding region: 258-1322 (354 amino acids)
Molecular function (GO): zinc ion binding
Source: RefSeq, a predicted model, not a curated record
UUGGGGCUUCUUCAGUGUGAUGAGGUGUCACUGCCAGUGCCUCGUUAGCACGUACCCAUCUCCCCGUGCGAAGCCCGUGCUGCUAUCCGCUAAAGUCAGCGAUGGCUACAAAGCCCGCAGCAAAGGGAUGACCUGAUCUGCUCUGUAUUCAAUCACGCCAACAGUGACAUCCGAAGGGAUCUUCUCCGAUUAACCAGCACAGGACUAAGUUCAAUUUUCUCCGGCAUUCUGAUCAUUGCAACCAGGUAUCUUUGAGCAUGGAUCUUCCUACAACGAAUGUGGAAUUUGUACCAGAGAAGAUUGAAGACGGCAAAGGAGGCCCAUCGUUCAAGUGUGAUCUUUCUGACGCAACAAUGGUUCACAAAAUAGCGCAAGUGUUCAUCCCAGGAUUAGCAACUGCUUGUGUUGACAACACAACAGGUGAUAUGUUCAGGACCCCCACUUCUGUAGCUGUUGAUACAAGAAAAGAAAUGGUGGAAUAUCUUAUUCAAAGAAGUGAAUCCUUUGUUGCCGAAUCUGUUAUCUUAGAAGGUGGACCAGAGGCGGAAGUAGCUGACCAUCCCUAUGAUAUUAUUUCUGAUUUUAUUGAUGACUUUGCAAGUUCAAAGAGGAAUUUUUUUAGUCGGGUUUCAGGAUGGCUACUGAGUGAAAAGAGGGAAGACAAUAUAGACGAUUUUGUUCAAGAGAUGGAGAUAAAUGGGUUUUGGUUGUUAGAUAGGAGGGAAGCAAUUGCACAGACUUUGCUCAAGAACGUUGACUUCAAGAAUGCAUUUCACUGCAACAUGAAAUUCAACACUUCAGAAGAGCUUGCUGUGCAUGUUCAUUACUGCAGCUUUAGAUCUAUGUCUUGCACAAAUGAGGGUUGUAAUGCCAGAUUUUGCGCCAGUCACUUGGACAAGCAUGAUUCAGUUUGUCCCUUCAAGAUAAUUCCAUGUGACCAGAAGUGCUCAGACAGCAUCAUGAGACGUGAAAUGGACAGGCAUUGCUUAACUGUCUGUCCUAUGAAGCUUGUGAACUGCCCCUUAUAUGCUGUGGGUUGUCAAUCCACGAUCCCUUGCUGUAUGAUUGAACAACAUUGUUCAGAUACUAUUCGUUCACACUUGCUAUAUAUUCUUCAAGGUGUUCACAAAGACGUAUCUGAAGAGGAUCUGAAACGAAGGGUGGAGCAACUAGAAAAGGCAGCACCAUCCAGUCAGCUAGCAGAAGCUCGAGAUUUGAGAUCCUUAACAUCAAAAGUCAAGGAUCUCGAAGCAAAGUUGGGGCCAUUAGAAGUUCAUGUCAAGAAAAAAGAUAGUGAAGAGAAAUUGGAGAUUUCGAAAUAGAAAAUGCAUUGGAGAGCCCACGCCAAUAACAAAGACAGUUGAGAGAGAAUGGAAACUUCAAAUCUAGCAAAUACUUCAAGCGAAGCCGAAAGUUCGAAGUUAGGCCUGGCAAUCGGCUUCCCCUUUUUUUUUCUUUUU